UGCAUCCUUAAUCUUUAAUUAAAUUAAACUAGGACUUAAUCUUGAGCAGCUAAUUGGGUAUAUCUAAAGCCAAGAGGAAUGCUGCCUCAAACCACUAAGUUUUAUCUCUCAUUACUCCAAUAAGGAUGAAUUUAAAGAUAUUCGUUCAAGUGUCCCAAAGAGGCAGGAAGACUUCAAAGCUUUUGAUCUCCGAAAUAAGCUGUCUGACUAAUACUUCUCUUCAAAAUGUUAGUAUGAGUCCUAUUAUUAGAUCUCUGGAGUCAUAUUUUUGAUAGAGAGCGGUGACAGAGCUAUAAGAGUCUGAAUACUUUUCCUUCUCCCCUCUUUUAUUAGUUUGAAGUUAUUUAGUGGUGUAGUUAGGUUUAUCUGUAUCUUGAUCCUGGUGUUUUCUUAGGAUGUUCUGCCUUAUUCUUGGAGAUCCUAUUCGUCAUCAUGCUUCAAGCAAGCUAUUUUGUCCAAAUUGGGAAGGCCCACAGGACGUAAUUCUGUACAGAUGGGAUGAACAGCGUGAGAGGUUGGCAAUCAACUUUCUUUUGUAGAAGGCCAGUGAGUCUUCUUUAGAUAAUAUUGACUGUAUUCAAUCAGGGAUGUUCUAGAUCAGCAUGAGAAACGCUAUAUUGAUGCUACUUUUUAUUCAGGAAUUUCUAUCAAGUUCUAGGAAAUUGGACAAAUUCAGAGCCAAUUAUUUAUAUGGAACUUUAAGUAGCAUUUAUGAGUCAGUUUUUAGAUAUGAUCUUUUAAAAUAUCGAAUGGCAUUGCAGCACUAACAUUUGAGAUUCAAUCUAAUAUUUCUUCUCAGAGUUUUAUUAAAAGAGCCAAGUGUGAUGGGCGGCAAUGAGAGAUGCAUACUUCAGUGAGGUCUAUUGCUUUAGACCCUACUGCGUCA
Molecule: messenger RNA, 886 nt
Organism: Moneuplotes crassus
Lineage: Eukaryota; Ciliophora; Spirotrichea; Euplotida; Euplotidae
Source: the annotation of a GenBank genome assembly